Molecule: messenger RNA, 3947 nt
Organism: [Torrubiella] hemipterigena
Lineage: Eukaryota; Fungi; Ascomycota; Sordariomycetes; Hypocreales; Clavicipitaceae
Source: the annotation of a GenBank genome assembly
CCACGACUCAUCUGCAGCCAGCGGCUAGCCUCUCUCUCGCUCCCCACUCCGGCCUAAACUAAACUAGCCCACCUUUUUACUUGUCUAGCUAGCUCUUAUUCCCUUGGGACCAUGCUUUUCCGCGCUUCUCGACACCUCGCCCACCUUCUUCUACACCUUCCCAUCCUACCCUCCUCCACCACCCUCGUCGUCUCUUCCCCUCACUUUGCGCGGUUGGAUCGUCUGCCCAUCAUCCAUGUUUGUUUGCUGCUGUUAGGCCGGACCAUACGGAUCGACUCUUCAGUGUUGGGUCGCUUGCAGCUUUACUUAUAAUCUUUGUUGCUUCCCUUUUACUUACAUUGGCGCUGGCAGCCCAGCCCAACUCAACACCCCCCACCUACUUCAGCGCGCCAACAGAACAUUCUUCUGCUGCUGCUGCCUGGACUCUUAUUACUCCAACUACUACGAGGGCUUUCAUUCUUCUCUUUCUCUUUUUCAACCUAAAGACGAAUCACCUACUAUGAAUACUCUUCGUCUAGUAUUCCCAUUCUAAUCCUACUUCUGCUUGUCGCCAAACCAUCGCAUCGCCCAAGCGCCUCAUCGGUGGACACGGAAAGCCCCAAACCCAACCCACAGACAUCGCCAACAAUGCAUCGAGGCUUGGCGGCUCUCGGCUUUUUGGUCGCGCCAGUUGCCCUCGCUUUACAAGUUGCUCCUGGUUCACCUUGCGCUGGCUAUUGUCUCGAAGACCAGGAGCACAACCCUUGGUCUGCCGCCGACUCCAACACAAACUCGAGCGACAUCACCUGCUCAGACGCCUCCUACUCCUCCACCAAAGUAGGAAUCCACUACAAGACAUGUCUCGACUGUUUAAGAACAAGCAGUCGUGGAAACAUGGGCGAGACAGAUGCCAAAUGGUUCGUCUACAAUCUUCGCUACACUCUCGACGUAUGCCUCUUCUCCAAACCCGCAGCCGCAGAUAACACGAAAUCAAUAUCAUGCGCCUCAAAUGACGCGUGCAAGAGGUUAGAAAAGUCGUUGACGUCGGACAACCUCACUGCGGACCAGUCUACCAGCUGGGACUACUGCUUUGCCGACGACGGAAAGUUCAUGGGCAAAGACAGAGCUACCUGUGCUCAAUGCCUGCGACAAUCCGACGAUCAAAAGUAUUUAGCCAACUUCCUCGUCGGUCUCGAGGCUGGCUGCCGACAAACGCCCGAAAAGGGAACUGCCAUGGGCCUGAAUAGUACCCUCUUCACUACAGACCCUGUAGCUAUAGUUGAUCCUGAAUCUCUUGGCUACCAUGCUAAUGGUCCAUCACUGCCGGUCCCAGCAAUCGCUGGCAUUGCAGUGGGUGUUUUUGUCCUCAUCCUGAUCGCCAUCGGGCUCUUCAUCACCUACUUCCAGAAGGAAAAGAAGAGACCAAGAUGGGAGGAUGAAUGGUACUAUGGCCAAGCAGAUGUCCCUCGCGUGCCUGCGGUAUCUCCUCUGAGGAAGCGCCGCUCCCAUGUUGCGUAUCCCCUUGAAAAGGCCGCACCUCCUGGCUCCAAUGGCAAUUAUUAUGAUACCAUGGAGAGCAGACUGCGAUCAGAAGACAAGGCCGCCGAGUUGUUUGAGAUUACAAACCUCUCCUCCAAGCGGACAAGCAGCAAUGUCACUUCCGAGGUAGCGCUGCCAGCUCAUCCCGCGUACAACCCUUACACGGCGUCUUCACGCAAUACAGCCAAGGCCCGCGACAUCUCGUCCCCAGAUAUGUCUCUGCAGCGACCUAUUCGCAGUAACACGCCGGACUCCUUUGCGGAACAGGCGUACAUGGCCGCAGCAGAAGACUCAGCUCGCCUAGCCAUCUCCAAGAAGUCACCAACCUCAUCUCAUCACCCAUCCCAAGCCUCUCACUCCCCAACCUCCGUCCGCCGCACCUCUGGCUUCCUCUCCAUCCUCCCAAAGUCCCUCUCUCCCAAGUUCUCCCGCACCACGCAAGACGACGGCCCUGGCCUCGUUGCCAAGUCUCCUCAGGGAGAUCCUCAAAUCUCGGGGCCCAUGCUUCACUUGGGCAAUACCCGUCGUUUUGAAGAAACCCCCCAGCACGGCCCUGUCACUGGCCCAGUAGUCUAUGCUAUGCACGCUCCUCCCCGCCCUCCUUCUGACUACGAGGCCGAGUACCGUGAGGUGCCUCUCAAGAGCGGCAAGAAUGAUUUAUACGGCAUCUAAGUUGCAUCUUGUCACAUAUGCAUGUGUAUCAACAAAGCACAUUGCUUGAAAGCCAUCGACUGCCCAGAUGGCUCAGUUUCUGUUUAUACCUUUUUUGAUACGGUUCUUUUGUUUUAUUCUUCUUGUGGUGCUUGGGAAUCACGGCGUUUUAUGCGAGGUGCAUUCGGAGGAUCUAGAGCUUUUUUUGGAAAGAUUUUUAACAUAUCUUAUUCAAUAUAACAUUGAUAUAUUCAUUCCUAUUCUUACGAUGCACCUCCCUAAUAUUACAUUGGACUGUCGUGGCUGCAAUCUACGAGCCAAGGCGGCGACCAGCUCCUCUGGUUCUCCAAGAAUCAGGGAGAGGACCGACAUUGGCACCAGAAGUGGUGGCAGACGAGUCACUGUCGGCUCUAGGGCUAAACAUGGUACCCCAGGAUCGGUUGUUCAUGCGACCAUUGCCGUCGAACCACUGGACGAUGGAUUCAAUGAUGGGUGGCGUGGGAAUAGGGUUGAAGCCGCCGCCAGCACGAGGCCAGACCUUGGUCAGGAACUCAUACAAAUGGCCGGCAAGCAGGCCAUAUAGAUCAAAAAAUAGGCCAUUCAUAUCGUUAUAGAACAAGUUCAUGGCAAUCAUGCCAUAGGGCAUCAAGGGAGCCGGAACUUCAAAGAUAACAAAGUGGCCCUUCAUGCCCUGCUGCUGCUGGGUGACGGUGUAGCACAAGGCAACAGUGAGGGGUUUAAUAUAUCGAUAUUCGAACGCCAAGGCAAGGAAAUAGUCUAGGGCCUGAAGCAGGAAUGUUAGCUUCGGUUUUAUACACACAAUUGGGAUAUGCUAAAUAUAUCACGCGAGGGGCAAGGUUGAAGAAAUGUAGGGAGCAAAUAAAACCACCCGAGUGAAUAAAGGAUCACACGAGCCAUCCAUAAAGACAUCCCACCAUGCCCGUACCGCAAGCCAGCCCUAAUGCGAAUGUGUGGGCCGACUCGAAGCACGGGGGUGAUCUUCCUCAUUUCCAGGAACCGUGACAGCUGUAGAGGCAAAGCGCUGUCCGGGCAGAUAUUAUGAGGUGUUGUUGGUGUUGAACAUGCACGGGAUAAUGACACACGAAAAAGGAAAAAGCAUGGUACAAGAGGACCUACCAGGAUAGUUGCCCCCACGAACAUGAGAUACCAAAUGACAUCGGCUCGGCGGGGCAGGCGAGGGUGACCUGUUUCCAGGGCCCGAAGCCAGACGUAAAGGAAAUACGUGUCAAAGAUGAGCGGCAGCCCUUUGCUCGCCCAGAGGAAGCCUGUAACCAGGCGCCAUAUCUGAGGCGGGAAGCUGAAGACAUAGGGUGUAUAGUACACAAAGUAGCCGAGGUCGAUGAAGCCGAUCCACGCUCCAAGCGACACGACGACGGUCCAAGUCACUGCGAACCUGUAGACAAAUGACGGUUAGUAGAUGCAAUAGGCAGAAGAAGAGUAGAGAAGAAAACAUACCGAGUGAUGGGCGGGAUCCGCCAGUAGCCAUCAACUGAGAGCUGAACCAUGAUUUACGAAAAGAAAAGAAAAAAGAGAGAAAAUCCCCAAUUGCUCAGGUCAGUCACCCCUUUUUGUGCCUCUAAAAAAUGAAAAAGAACGAGUCGUGAUUCCAGACUUCUUUUAUCGAUUUUUGAUGCUAGGGAAUGAGUGAUUGAGCGAACCAGGCAGCAGAAGGCGGCGCGUUUCAGAGCUUUGUAGGUAAAGCUAUCGUGUCAUCUUCGCUGGUGGUUGGUCGAAAGGAAAAGAAAGAAAUUUCUCAG